Molecule: messenger RNA, 2102 nt
Organism: Amborella trichopoda
Lineage: Eukaryota; Viridiplantae; Streptophyta; Magnoliopsida; Amborellales; Amborellaceae
Product: serine/threonine-protein phosphatase PP2A-1 catalytic subunit
Molecular function (GO): protein serine/threonine phosphatase activity
Source: RefSeq, a predicted model, not a curated record
GAAUGGAGCUGCCGGGUUAGAGAGAGAGAGAGUGUGUUUAGAGAGAGAAAGCGGACACCGAGAGAGAGAGAGAGAGAGGCCCCAAAUGCUUCGGCGCCAGGAACGAGUCCAGCAAACAGGACCCCUCCUCCUCCCCUCAAACAUUCCCUGCAACUCGAGGAAGCCCUAAAUCGCGAUGGCCCCUCCCCCCUAAAGAAAAAACCCUAGAUUUUCAUCUUCUCUCUCCCCGUUUUUCUCUCAGAUCGGAUCGUCAUCAAGUCAAUUAGGGUUUCCUGGCUUUCUUGAGAGAGAGAGGAAUAGCUAUUGGAAUCUGUGAAAAGAGAGGGAGAGAGGGAGGUGUGAGGGUGGGGAGGAGAGAGAAAGAUGCCUUCUCACGCAGAUCUGGACCGUCAGAUCGAGCAUCUAAUGGAGUGCAAGUUCUUGCCUGAAUCUGAGGUGAAGGCGCUUUGUGAGCAGGCUAGGGCGAUUUUAAUGGAGGAGUGGAAUGUUCAGCCCGUGAAGUGCCCUGUAACUGUAUGCGGAGAUAUCCAUGGACAGUUUCACGAUCUCAUCGAGCUCUUUCGAAUUGGUGGAAAGGCUCCGGAUACAAAUUACCUUUUUAUGGGAGAUUACGUAGAUCGUGGAUAUUAUUCUGUUGAGACGGUGACAUUAUUGGUAGCCUUAAAAGUUCGCUAUAGAGAUAGAAUUACGAUCUUGCGUGGAAAUCACGAGAGUCGUCAGAUUACCCAAGUGUACGGGUUCUAUGAUGAAUGCCUAAGAAAAUAUGGAAAUGCGAAUGUCUGGAAGUAUUUUACUGACCUUUUCGACUAUUUGCCCCUCACGGCCCUUAUUGAGAGUCAGGUCUUCUGUUUGCAUGGUGGCCUCUCCCCAUCUUUGGAUACAUUAGAGAACAUUCGUGCAUUGGAUCGUAUACAAGAAGUUCCACAUGAAGGGCCUAUGUGCGAUCUUCUAUGGUCUGAUCCAGAUGAUCGAUGUGGAUGGGGUAUCUCCCCCAGAGGAGCUGGCUACACAUUUGGGCAGGACAUUGCCGCCCAGUUCAACCACACAAAUGGCCUCACCCUUGUUGCAAGAGCACAUCAGCUUGUCAUGGAAGGCUUCAAUUGGUGCCAGGACAAGAAUGUGGUUACCGUGUUUAGUGCCCCGAACUACUGCUAUCGCUGUGGGAACAUGGCGGCAAUAAUGGAGGUUGGAGAGAGCAUGGAACAAAGAUUCCUUCAAUUUGACCCCGCUCCAAGGCAGAUCGAGCCCGACACAACUCGCAAGACCCCCGACUAUUUUUUGUGAUCCCCUACAUCUUUCUGUCUCUAUCUCUCUCUAUUCGUGCUUUCCACGAGUCACAUUCCUACUGUGCUUGUGUAGAUGUGUCUUAGCAUAGAGAGGAGUUAUGAUGGUGAGGGAGUCAUUCUUUUGUUUGGAGUUGUGCUGCUCUUCUUUCUGCUGCUUCUGUUGUUUACUAAGUAAAGGAAGAAAACUCUCAGAGAGCCUUUAUUGUGAAGAGGAAGCAGCAAUAACAGACCCAUUUCUCUCUUCCCCUGUGUCACCACUGAAUAGAAGCUCUGCUCAAGAUGGUCACGUUACCGAUAAAUGAGCUGGUAGUGAGAAACCACAAGCAAAGAGUUUCUUGGUGUUGUUCUUCUGUGUGGUUUAUUGCACGGGAUUGAAAAACACUAUUUUGAGAGGCAAAUAAUAGUGUUUAGGGGUUCUAUUGAGCUUUAGCCUCUUUGUCAAGUUUUUUUGUUUUUUUUUGUAUGUAUGAAAGGAGAACCCCGCUAGAGAGAGCGAGGAGAGUAUUGUCGGGCUGCAGCUCGUGGCCGGGGCCUGACACUGAGUAUGCUUUUGUAUUAGGUUGUUUGCUUUUUGGGGUUUGUGAUAAUUCUUUGUUUUUCAUUUUCUUUUUCAUUGGGUGAGUUUGUUUCAUUCUCUCUUAUAGAUUUAUGAUUGUAGACUCAGCUUUUUAUCAUGAACAGUGAUGGUGCUUUGGCCAUUUAAGACUCUACAAAUGAAGCCUGUGCAAUACAAAGGACACUGCUUAUGUGAACACAUGAUUUGUGUUCCAGAGGGAUUGUUUCUGGUCAAAGAAGAAAUGAAUUGUUCUAUUGUCA